AUGGAAAGUCUUUCUAUUGGCGCAGAGGCUACUGUAUACAGAAGCAGCGAGUAUAUUAUAAAAAUAAGACACCCAAAGGAAUAUAGAAUACACGAGAUAGACAGUUCUGUGAGGAAAAGCAGAACAAAGCUUGAGAAAAUGCUGCUAAAAAGGAUUGAGCACUUGAGCAUUGCGCCAAAGAUAUUUGAUAUGGCGGUUCUAAAGGACGUGCCUGCGGAAAGCAUAUGCUUGGACAUGCAGUAUGCCAUCUGCAUGGAAUAUAUAAAAGGAAACACUUUGAGAGAUGUGCUUGCAUUGCACUCCAAAGACCGUGAUAUAGAGAGUAUUUUAGCAGAUGUAUACAGAUGUAUUGGCCAGCUGCAUGGCCAACAGAUUGUUCAUGGUGACCUAACACCAAACAACAUCAUUAUAUCUAAUGGAAGUAUAAAGAUAAUUGAUUUUGGUCUUGGAAAAAUAUCAAACAAGAUUGAGGAUAAGGCAGUAGACCUGUAUGUGUUUGAAAGAACACUUGCAUCUUUAGCAGACGUUUCACUGGAGGGCUCUUAUGCAAAUGUAUUUGCAGCAUACGCUGAGGGCAAUACUCAGAAUGGAAAGGAUACUUUAAACAAGCUGAAAGAGGUGCGAAAGAGAGGGCGGAAAAGAGAGUUGAAUGCAGUUGGAUAG
Messenger RNA from Nematocida ausubeli, 663 nucleotides. RefSeq lists its product as uncharacterized. Gene Ontology annotation, biological process: protein phosphorylation. The transcript has a single exon. Gene Ontology annotation, cellular component: cytosol. The record is from RefSeq and is a predicted model, not a curated record. Gene Ontology annotation, molecular function: protein serine/threonine kinase activity; ATP binding. Bases 1 to 663 code for a protein of 220 amino acids. NCBI's taxonomy places the organism in Eukaryota, Fungi, Microsporidia.